This is a messenger RNA of Cuscuta epithymum, 1503 nucleotides long. NCBI's taxonomy places the organism in Eukaryota, Viridiplantae, Streptophyta, Magnoliopsida, Solanales, Convolvulaceae. The record is from the annotation of a GenBank genome assembly.
CCAUUUAUUAACUCGGUCUGCAGUGCAGGAAGUUAACAACAGGUAGGCUAGGGUAUUCUUGAGGGAAGAUCGAUGAGAGAGACGGCGACUCCGGGCUCCACCUUCUUCUUCCAUCGCAUUCCUCUGCCGGACUCGAUCGGGACUGUCCAACUAUGCACAGCGGUCUCUGUAAGCAUGGACGAGGAGACGCAUGAGAGAUACGAUUAUGAACUAAUUCGUCGGUCUUUAAGAAUUCUUAGGACUUUCGUCGUGGCCAUUGACCCAGUUGGCCACCGUUCUUUCGGUGGCAAUAAGAGUACCAUUACGAUCCACAAAGGUGCUUGCAUUAAAACGAAAAUCAACUGGUCUGGGUCCUACAGUACGAAGGUCUCCCGCAAUUUUCAUGCCCUCAAGGUAGUUCACGAUCCGGAAUCCAUAUCCAGGGUGAAGGAAGAUUUGAGAAGAAACCAGGGCUUAGAAGCUGAUAUGCACCCGAAUCUGUUGAGAGUGAAGCACCAUUUCACUGACCCCAAGUGCCAGAAGUUCUGCGUGGCUAUAAAGCCGUUUCCCAUCCGUUCUCUGAGAAGCCUGAUGAAGAGAGACUUUCCCAAAGGGCUUCCGGAGGAUCUCAUCCUCAGUGCUUUAAGGUCUGUUCUCAAUGCCCUCGGCUUUCUGCAUAAAAAGCGCUUUCUCCACGGAGAUAUUAACGCCGCUCAUGUUUACCUAUGUAAUCACACUCCUAAGGAGAGACGCACCCCUACCCGUAUGGAAAGGGAAAAGCCUUGGCUUAUCUAUGAGAAACCCAACUUCUCCAAUAUCUGCUUGGGCUACGCGGCCGCUCUUUAUGAGGACGAUGAAUAUACGGAGGAGUACACCUCCGUAUAUUCGUCUACAGCGCCCGAAGUCUACUACGGCAAUCAGCCCUACACCGAGAAGUCCGACGUCUGGCUCGUGGGAAUCACCGCACUCGAAUUGGCUUACGGACGACGGCUAACUAUCUCGAAUCGAUAUACCUUGGAUUAUGUUGUGGAACAGAUUCUUGUAAGUAAAAAACUUCCCACCAAGGGUGGGAUUCAGUGUAAAGAGAAGACGUUGAAGCAUUACGUCCAAAAACUGGUGCCUUUCGGCUCUCCAUUCAAAGGCUAUGACAGUAGUACUGGCACCAAUUCAUUUUCCAAAAGCUUCACAAAGGUGGUGAUGGAAUGUCUGGCCUCGGACCCUAAUCAGAGGCCGACCGUUGAUCAACUUCUGUCAUGCCGCUUCUUCCGAAGGAGCUCUAGCCGCAAUGAUGGGAAGCACGUUUAUAAUGCAUGCUCUGCAGAUGACUAGCUAAUUCUAAGUAAGGCAGAUGUAAUCAUCUCCAUCUCCUCAGUCCUUAUGCAUCUCCUUUCACAUGCAGCUUGGAUAUUUAAUUAGUUUACUUAAAUUUUGAUCUUAUGAAGAUUCCCUUAUGGUGUCUUCAAUACAGUCAUUCUCUUGUCGAAUACUCCCCGGUUUCUAAAAGAAAGUCACAGUCAAACUUUU